AUGGCGCCCCCACCAGUAAUCAUCUCCAUUUCGGAUGACGAGGUCACAGCUUCCGGAGAUGAAGCCGAUGUACUACCAUCCACAUCACCAAUCCGGGAUGUCAAACCAAGGAAGCGCAAAAUACCAUCGCAAGUGCCAGAGAAGAUUGAGUGGACAGAUGACGAUGAUGAACUGUCCUAUGAUACCUUCAAAAAGCGCAAGAUUGACGAGAAACCGGCUAAGGGCAAGGGUAAAGCCAAGGCCUCGGAGAGACCAGCAGCGAAAGCUGCAAAGGGCAAACCUCGGGUGAAGGUCCGGCCUGGAGAUCAUGAUGAUCCAGAAGAGAAUCUGCCAGAUUACCUCAAGCAACGUCGCCGAGCGUUUGACCAAGAUCGCAAACGCCUCCAACAGGCGGGGUUGAAGCUGCCUCCUACAUAUGACGACGUGGACUUUUCCGACGAUGAGCGCUACGGACGGCUGGAAGAGAGGCCAAAGUUUGACGAGAAGAGUGGCGUCAAGCCUAGUCGUGCCUACGAGGACAUUGUCCUUCCGCAUUCCUGUGGCAUCAUUCCCGCUCCGAUUGCGCAAUACCUUCGCGAUUAUCAGGUCGAGGGUGUCAAGUUUCUUCAUGAACUAUUCGUCUACCAAAAAGGAGGUAUUCUCGGAGAUGACAUGGGCUUGGGAAAGACGGUACAAGUGGCAGCUUUCCUAACUGCCAUGUUUGGCAAGACUGGAGAUCAGCGAGACGCCAAAAGGAUGAGGAAAUUCCGAUGGGCGACUGACCGCUGGUAUCCCAAGGUGCUCAUCGUAUGUCCAGGAUCAUUGACGCAAAAUUGGAGGCAGGAGUUGGACCGCUGGGGAUGGUGGGCGACUGAUCUCUACCAUGGAGCCGGCAAGGAUGACGUUCUCGCCGCCACUCGAGCUGGCAGUCUUGAGAUCAUGAUCACGACCUAUACCACAUAUAAGAACAACCAGAAUGCAGUCAACAGAGUCGCUUGGGAUCUUGUAGUUGCCGACGAAUGCCACUGCCUGAAAGACCCUGGUUCUGAAGUCACAAAGGCCAUGACGGAUGUCAAUGCACUGUGCCGAAUCGGGCUCACUGGCACGGCCAUUCAAAACAAGUACGAAGAGUUAUGGUGCAUACUCAACUGGACGAAACCGGGCCUCUUUGGAACACUGGCCGAGUGGAAGCAUACCAUCAGCAAACCUCUGACGAUAGGACAGUCUCACGACGCGACCAUUCAGCAAUUGAGCAAAGCGAGAAAGACGGCAAAGAAACUAGUAGAGAACCUUCUUCCACAGUUCUUCCUUCGUCGCAUGAAGAGCUUGAUUGCUCAUCAGCUGCCUAAGAAGAGCGACCGAGUUGUUUUCUGCCCAUUGUCCGAAAUACAGCGCAAAGCGUAUCAGAACUUUACAGACAGUCCUCUUGUAGAGAUUGUCAAACGUGCCUACGACGACUGUGAGUGCGGCUCGGGGAAUAAGCGAGGAUUUUGCUGCCACGAGAAGACUGCAGAAGGCGAAUCAUGGAAGGCUUUGGUUUUUCCAUGCGUCAUGUCUCUGCAAAAGCUCUCCAGUCACCUUACCCUGUUGAUUCCUUCCCAUUCAGAAACCAAGGAGAAACACGAUAGAGAUAUGAGAUAUCUACAGGCUGCAAUGCCAGAUAACUGGAAGACAUUGUAUAACCAACGAGAGUCACUUUUGAGUCUCUCCAACCCCGACUUUUGUGGCAAAUGGGCAGUUUUGAAGAAGUUGCUAGCAUAUUGGCAUUCCAACGGAGACAAGGUCCUGGUAUUUUCACACAGCGUGAGGCUGCUGAGAAUUCUCCAGUACUUGUUCAACAACACAAGCUAUAAUGUCAGCUAUCUGGACGGAUCUUUGUCGUACGAAGACCGUCAGAGCACAGUCGACGACUUCAACACAGACUCGAACCAAUUCGUCUUCCUCAUCUCCACCAAAGCUGGCGGUGUCGGCCUCAACAUCACAUCUGCAAACAAGGUCGUAAUCAUGGAUCCCCACUGGAACCCUUCCUAUGAUCUGCAGGCCCAAGAUCGUGCAUAUCGUAUCGGUCAGGUCCGCAACGUGGAAGUCUACCGUCUCAUCUCUGCCGGCACGAUUGAGGAGAUCACGUACGCCAGACAGAUUUACAAGCAGCAGCAGGCAAACAUCGGCUAUACUGCUUCCAACGAGCGCCGCUACUUUAAAGGCGUUCAGCACCAGCCUGAUCGUAAAGGCGAGAUCUUUGGUAUUGACAAUCUCUUGUCUUACAGACCAGAUGAAGUCAAGUUACGAGACAUUGUGAACAAGACAAAUAUUGCCGAGGCCAAAGCUGGCGUCAGUCUGAUGGAUGUUGACAUGGAGCAAGCUGUUGAAGAGGCCUCGCAGGAAGGUCUGAUCAAGAAGGAAGAAGACCCGGGCAAUGAUAAUGGCGGACUGGGCCAUUUGGCAUCUCUUCUAACCAAGCAGGAAAUUGGCGAUGUGGAUAAGAAGAAGGCCAAGGCACGAAAGAGCGAUGUUGUGCAGGCCAUUCUCGUAUCUGCGGGCGUGGAAUAUACCCACGAAAACUCGGAGGUCGUGGGAUCUUCCAAGGUGGAAGACAGAAUCUCGCGGCGUGCAGAGCUCGAGGCAAGCCAAGAUCAGGGUGAGACUGCCAGAGCCAUCUUUGACAGCCAGGAUCCCGGCAUCGAUGACGCAGAUAUCGAGACGGGCAAUCUCAGCUUCCACUACAACCCGCCCGACGACGUCAAGCAGCGGCAAUUUUGCACAAUGGCCAAGACGUUUGGAUUUCCCAAUGCCACAGAGUUUGCGCUGGCGGUGGAGACCAUGACCCAGGAACAGCGCAGGAACACCUUGGAACUGUUUUAUACCAAAAGACUGGAACGUUUGAGGGAUUUCGGUAUGGUCAAGUCUGAGAACGAGGGCAAGCUGCCUGUAGAUGCCCAGGAUGGGGUCAAGGACGAGGUGAAGCCUGAUAUCAAGCUGAAACCAGAGGACUCAAAGCCAGAUUUACGCAGUGAGCAAAAAUAUGCAUUGCAAGCCACGAAUGAGACAAAGGUGAAAGGUGACGGGCCAGGAAAUCCUUCAGAGGUUGGGAAGAAUUCUAUCAAGACGGAAUACAGCAAGAGCGCAUCAAAAAAUGUGCGUUUGACGACCAAGCACGAAGAGUCACCGAAGGCAUUGAUUUGGACCAUUGACGAUGACGAUGACGAUGAGCUAUGA
Pestalotiopsis fici W106-1 is the source of this 3195-nucleotide messenger RNA. RefSeq lists its product as uncharacterized. Bases 1 to 3195 code for a protein of 1064 amino acids. NCBI's taxonomy places the organism in Eukaryota, Fungi, Ascomycota, Sordariomycetes, Amphisphaeriales, Sporocadaceae. The transcript has a single exon. The record is from RefSeq and is a predicted model, not a curated record. Gene Ontology annotation, molecular function: ATP binding; ATP-dependent chromatin remodeler activity.